Fukomys damarensis (Damara mole-rat) is the source of this 4396-nucleotide messenger RNA. It is a transcript of the gene Ripor1, whose product is annotated as RHO family interacting cell polarization regulator 1. The record is from RefSeq and is a predicted model, not a curated record. The transcript is spliced from 22 exons. Bases 324 to 4148 code for a protein of 1274 amino acids. NCBI's taxonomy places the organism in Eukaryota, Metazoa, Chordata, Mammalia, Rodentia, Bathyergidae.
CCUUCCCAGCCAGAGGAGGGUCCCUGCGCGAUUCCCCCUUUCCUGCCCCGCAGCAGGCGGAGCCCGCACCUCGGCAGGAAGUAGGGGCUGAGCUGAGGCCAAGCUGAGUCGGAGGCCGAGUCCCCGCGGCUGCCCUGUCAUUAGCGCGGGGCCAGCGGGACUGAGAGUAACCAGGCCAGAGCCCACUGGGGCAUCUGUACCUGGUGACCAGGAAGGACCAGCUCCAGCCCUAGAACCUGGGCUUGGGGAGGGGACUUCAGGGACGUGACCUGUGCUGGACACCCUCUCCCUCACCUCCAGGGAGCCCCGCACGGACUCAUUCCAUGAUGUCCCUGUCAGUGCGGCCACAGCGCCGCCUGCUCAGCGCCCGGGUCAGUAGGAGCCAGUCUUUCGCAGGUGUCCUCGGCAGCCACAAGCGAGGGCCCAGGAGCUUCCCAGUCUUCAGCCCACCGCCACCAGGGCCCCCACGGAAGGCCCCAGGGCUUUCCCGGGUAUCCAGGAUGUUUGCUGUGGCCCAUCCAGCCCCGAAGGUGCCGCAGCCAGAGCGGCUGGACCUGGUGUACACUGCCCUUAAGCAGGGCCUGACGGCCUACUUGGAAGUGCACCAGCAGGAGCAAGAGAAGCUCCAGGGGCAGAUAAAGGAAUCCAAGAGGAAUUCCAGGCUGGGCUUCCUGUAUGACUUGGACAAGCAAGUCAAGUCCAUUGAACGCUUCCUGCGAAGACUGGAAUUCCAUGCCAGCAAGAUCGAUGAGCUGUAUGAAGCAUACUGUGUCCAGCGGCGACUACGAGAUGGCGCCUACAACAUGAUCCGUGCCUACAGUACAGGGUCUCAAGGGAGCCGAGAGGCCCGGGACAGCUUGGCUGAGGCCACUCGGAGUCAUCGAGAGUACACAGAGAGCAUGUGUCUGCUGGAGAGCGAGCUGGAGGCACAGCUGGGCGAGUUUCAUGUUCGGAUGAAAGGGCUGGCUGGCUUCGCCAGGCUGUGUGUGGGUGAUCAGUAUGAGAUCUGCAUGAAAUAUGGCCGUCAGCGCUGGAAACUACGGGGCCGCAUUGAGGGUAGUGGGAAGCAAGUGUGGGACAGCGAAGAAACUGUCUUUCUUCCUCUGAUCAUGGAAUUCUUGUCCAUCAAGGUGACAGAACUGAAGGGUCUGGCCAACCAUGUAGUUGUGGGCAGUGUCUCCUGUGAGACCAAGGACUUGUUCACCGCCCUACCCCAGGUUGUGGCUGUGGAUAUCAAUGACCUUGGCACCAUCAAGCUUAGCCUGGAAGUUACAUGGAGCCCCUUUGACAAAGAUGACCAGCCCUCAGCCACUUCUACUGUCAACAAAGCCUCCACCGUCACUAAACGUUUCUCCACCUACAGCCAGAGCCCACCAGACACACCUUCACUUCGGGAGCAAGCCUUCUAUAACAUGCUAAGACGGCAGGAAGAGCUGGAGAAUGGGACGGCAUGGUCCCUGUCAUCCGAAUCUUCAGAUGAUUCAUCCAGCCCACAGCUCUCAGGGUCUGCCAGACAUUCAUCAAUCCCCAGGCCCCUAGUGCAGCAGCCCGAGCCCCUGCCUAUCCAGGUUGCCUUCUGUAGGACUGAGACUCCCACCUCUGAGCCUGUGAAUGAACAGGGAGCCACAGCCCCACCCCUGGCCAAUGGGCAUGCUCCCUACAGCCGGACUCUGAGCCACAUCAGUGAGGCUAGUGUGGAUGCUGCCCUGGCUGAGGCUUCAGUGGAGGCUAUGGGCUCAGAAAGCCUAGCCCAGGGUCAUAGACCACCUACAUAUCCAGAUCCCACCCAUGGGGAGCAUACUAGUCAUGUUCCCCUUACCCUAGACAAGGGCCAUUCUGCCACAGACCCCACCCUCAGUGUAUCCAGUCCUGCCCUCACACAUACAGAUCCUACACCAUCUGCAUAUCUGGAUUUAGUUCAUAAGGCCAUAGAUUCUGGCCCUUCUCAGCCACUAGGCCCCACCCACACUACCACAAACUCUACCUGUCGUGCCAUAAGCCCUGUCAACAGUGCUCCAAACCCCACUUGCACUACUACAGGUUAUACCCAUAAGCCCCUGGACUCCACCUUCACCACUACAGGCCCUCUCCCCAGUAGUACAGGCCCAGCCAAGACCACCACUAUCUCUACUCAUACUACUUCAAGCCCCAUUCAUACCACUAUAAGUUCCACUCAUACUACCCCAAGUGCCAACCACACUAUUGCAAGCCCCACCCCCCCUACUACCCCGAGCCCCAUGCCCACCCUCCCUAACCCAAGCCCUACCCACACCGUCCCAAGUCCCAUCCACACUACUCCAAGCCCUACACAAAACACAAGUUCCACCCAUACUACUUCAAGUCCCACUCCUGCAACCACAAGCCUCACCUACAAAGCCAAGAUAUCAACUCACACCACUACAAGGCCUACCCUCAAUGCUAUGGGCCCAGUCCAGACCACUACAAGCUCCACCCUUACAAAUGUAAGCCUUUUCUCUUCUCAAGACCAUGCUAUACACCCUAACCCCUCUACAGGCCCCAUCCUCCUAGGCACAGACCCCUUACCCUGUAGCCAUGCAGCCUCCACUCCCUAUUCUCAGGCAGACCCCAUAACCCCCAGCACAUUGUACCCAUGUCCUGUCCCAGAUCCCCAAGAGCCUAUUCAGAGCCUAAGCCCUCCUCCCUCACCCUUAGUCCCUGAACCCCAGCAUUCAAAACCUAGCCUGGCUGCUCAAGUUCCAGUCACAGGGGCAGCUGGAGGGGCUGGGGACAAGAGGCUGGAGGAUGCCCUGGGGGCCUUAAUGGCUGCCCUGGAUGACUACCGGGGCCAGUUCCCUGAGCUGCAAGGCCUGGAGCAGGAGGUGACUCGGCUGGAGAGCCUGCUUAUGCAGAGACAAGGCCUGACUCGCAGCCGGGCCUCCAGUCUCAGCAUUACUGUGGAGCAUGCCCUGGAGAGCUUCAGCUUCCUCAAUGAAGACGAAGAUGUAGACCAUGAUGGUCCUGGAGAAAGGCCCCCAAGCAGCUUGGAGGAUGGGGCUGAGGACAGCAUAGACUUGCUCAAUGCCCACCCCCUCAGCACGGGGUGUCUAGCUCUGGAUGCUGCCUUGGUCCAGCACCUGUACCACUGCAGUCGUCUCCUGCUGAAACUGGGCACAUUUGGGCCCUUGCGCUGUCAGGAGGCAUGGGCCCUGGAACGGCUACUGCGGGAAGCCCGAGUGUUUGAAGCAGUGUGUGAGCUCAGCAGGGUAUGGGAGAUCCCUCCCACUUCUGCCCAGGAAGUGGUGCAGUUCUCAGCCUCUCGGCCUGGCUUCCUGAUCUUCUGGGACAAAUGCACAGAGGGACUCAGCCCAUUCAUCUGUCCUGUGGAGCAGGUGCUCCUCACUUUCUGCAGCCAGUAUGAUGCCCGUCUCUCCAUGCGCCAGCCAGACUUAGCUGAGGCUGUUUGUGUGAAAUUCUUGGAGGAUGCCCUAGGGCAGAAGCUGCCCAGGAGGCCCCAGCCAGGUCCUGGGGAGCAGCUCACCGUCUUUCAGUUUUGGAGUUACGUGGAAGCCUUGGACAGCACCUCCAUGGAGACCUAUGUGACUGAGACUGCUGAGGAGGUGUUACUGGUACGGAAUCUGAACUCUGAUGACCAGGCUGUUGUGCUGAAGGCCCUGAGGUUGGCACCUGAGGGACGGCUGAGAAGGGAUGGACUUCGGGCCCUGAGCUCCCUACUUGUCCAUGGCAACAACAAGGUCAUGGCUGCUGUCAGCACCCAGCUCCGGAGCCUGUCACUGGGCCCUACCUUCCGGGAGAGGGCCCUCCUGUGCUUCCUGGACCAGCUCGAGGAUGAGGAUGUACAUACUCGAGUGGCUGGCUGCCUGGCCCUGGGCUGCAUCAAGGCCCCUGAAGGCAUUGAGCCCCUGGUGUACUUGUGCCAAACAGACACAGAAGCUGUGAGGGAAGCUGCUCGGCAGAGCCUGCAGCAGUGUGGUAAAGCUGGGGUGUGGGAGAUUCAGGAGAAGAAGGACAGUCUGCCCAUCGACGGCUGGAGGAGUCACUGGAUGCCCUACCCCGCAUCUUUGGGCCUGGCAGCAUGGCCAGCACAGCAUUCUAAACUGUUCAUCUGCUGGCUCCCAGGGCUCUUCCCCCCUCUUUCAGGGCUCACCAGGCACUGGCAGGGAGGGUAGGGGCUGGCUCCAAAUACCCCUCCCCACAGAUUUCUAUCAAUGAAAAUCUAAUAUAUUCUGUUGCCCCUGGGCUUGGUAGUCAGUGCCUGCAGUCAAGUGCCUCCCAGGUUCGGCUCAGCACAUCCCUUCACACAGACAGUGUCCGGGGCCUGGCCACCUUGCCUCUGCCUCGCCACAUCCCCUGGUUUUGUAUUUUAUUUACAGAGUUUUACAGAAAAUAAAACCAAAAUGCCUUUCCUACCUGGCCU